AUGUCGUCAGCGCAAGGCACAAAGAAAAGGGACAAGCGAAUUUUAUCAGGUAUCUGCCCAGAUUCCAAAUGCCAGGCGAAGCUAUUCUUCCCUGCUUACGGCUCAAUUAGCAUCGAAUGCACUGAAUGUGGCCAGCGUCACGAGCAGAAGAAUCUGUUAAAUGUGGAAGAAGUAACCGACCCAGAUGUUGUGCUUCAUAAUUUACUGAGAAAUGCCUUACUCGGUGUUACGGGAGCUCCGAAGAAGGGCACGGAGCUGGUCAAAGUGAUGGGUCUCUCCAACUACCACUGCAAGCUGCUGUCACCGAUUCUCACCCGUUACGGGAUGGACAAACAAACGGGGAAAGCGAAACUGCUACGGGAGAUGAAUCAGGGCGAGAUCUUUGACUGUUCUUUGCUUGGCGGUAGGGCCUUUCUUAUCGAACAGGAGCACGUAUCUACAGUUGGUUAUGGUAAGGACAGAUCCGGUAGCCUUAUAUAUCUCCAUGAUACUUUGGAGGAGAUCAAGAAAGCCAACAACAACAAAGAAUGUCUCAUUCCUGUUCACGUGGACGGAGAUGGCCACUGCCUAGUCCAUGCUGUGUCCAGGGCAUUAGUGGGUCGUGAACUGUUCUGGCAUGCGUUAAGAGAAAACCUCAAACUUAAUUUCAAACAGAAUCUGGACCGCUACAAGGCCCUCUUCCAGGACUUCAUUGACACAGCAGAAUGGGAGGACAUAAUCAAUGAGUGUGACCCUUUGUUCAUCCCUCCAGAGGGAGUCCCACUCGGCUUGAGAAACAUACACAUAUUUGGGUUGGCAAACGUGCUGCACCGUCCCGUAAUCCUACUGGACUCUCUCAGUGGCAUGCGAAGCUCAGGUGACUACUCAGCCACAUUCCUUCCAGGCCUGGUGCCUGAGGAGCAGUGCCGGGGAAAGGAUGGCUCUCUCAACAAGCCCAUCUGCAUUGCCUGGAGUAGCUCAGGCAGGAAUCACUACGUCCCUUUGGUGGGCAUUAAGGGUAUGCCACUGCCCCAGCUGCCUGCAGCAUUGUUGCCCAAAGCUUGGGGUGUUCCACAGGAGCUUAUCCGCACAUACGUGAGUCUGGAACCCUGUGGAGGAUGCGUGAUUGGAGGUGACCGAAGCUUGCAGGAGAAAUACCUGCUCCGUUUAGUUGGUGCCAUGGAGGAUGUCUUCAUGGAGAAGCAUGGCAUCCACCCUGCACUCGUGGCUGACGUUCAUCAGUAUGUUUACCGGCGUACAGGAGUGAUCGGCAUACAGCCUGAAGAGGUGACUGAAGCGGCAAAGAAGUCAGUGCAAGAGAAUCGUCUGCAUCGCUGCCUUAUUUGCAGUGCACUGUCUGAGCACCAUGUUCCUCCUGAGUGGCUGGUGCCUGGAGGGAAACUCUACAACCUGGCCAAAUCCACUCAUGGCACUCUCCGGGGGGACAAGAACUACAGCUUCCCCCUAAACAACUUGGUAUGUUCCUACUGCCCUGAGAGGGACACACUGCUGCCUGACUACAAACUCAGCUCGCUCUCCACCUGCUCCUGGUGCCAUGGCACUUCCGUGCGGCAUGUCCAUGGUGAUGGAUCAGUGGUGUACCUGGAUGGGGACCGCACCGCUACACGCUCCCAGGGAGGGAAGUGUGGCUGUGGCUUUAAGCAUUACUGGGAGGGAAAGGAGUAUGAUAACCUGCCAGAGGCGUUUCCUAUCACUCUAGAGUGGGGGGGCCGUGUAGUCCGAGAGACUGUUUACUGGUUCCAGUAUGAGCCAGAAUCAGCACUGAACAGCAAUGUCUAUGAGGUGGCAAUGCGCCUUGUCACCAAGCACUUCCCUGGAGAGUUUGGCAGUGAGAUCCUGGUACAGAAGGUGGUGAACACCAUCCUGCACCACACAGCCAAGAAAAACCCUGAUGAAUACCACCCUGUGGCCAUAGAGGCUGCUCACAUGCAAGGCCAAGGACAGGGUGGUGGAGGAGAGGUGGUGGAGUCAGAUGCGAACCCCCCCACAAAGAUCAUCCUAACAGGUCAGAAGGGCCGCACGCUGCAUAAGGAGGAGUUGGUGAUGAGCCGAGUUGAGAGAAGUCUGCAGCACAGCAUCAGUGAGCAGGCAGCUCUGUCCCAACGCAGACGCACACAACGGCAGCGUAUGCAGGACCAGAGUGCAGAGCCACGCCCUGCCUCCCCUGCCUCGUCCUCUUCUUCCUCAGCUCCACCAACACCUACAAAAGCCCCACCUCCCAGUGGUGAGAAGAAAAUCCGUGUAACAACGAGUGAUGGGCGGCAAGCAAUGCUACAGCUUCAGGCCCACACCACCUAUGCAGAGCUACAAGCAGCUAUCGCCCAGGCCCUCAAUCUGCAGCCCCAUCAGCAGUGCAUCCGACAUGGCUUCCCCCCUAGGGAGCUACCGCCCCCACCACCUGAACAGCAGGAUCUGCCUGUGGCCCUGCAGCAUGGAGACCGCAUCACUGUGGAGGUACUGAAAGAGAAAGUCUCGGACACACAAACACAUACUGGGCCUGAGACGCACACAUCAGAUGCUCAUACCCUAACAGAGCCCAGGCUCAGAAGGACCAGCAGCCGAGAGAUGCAGGACAACAUUGACUUGGAGAUGUCAUCACUCUGUCUCCUAGCAACGCUAAUGGGUGAAGAUGUGUGGUCAUAUGCUAAGAAGUUGCCUCAUCUGUUUCAGCAAGGAGGAGUCUUCUACAACAUUGUCAAGAAAGACAUGGGUCUAAUGGAUGGGAAGCACUGCACUCUGCCACACCUAACCGGUAAGACAUUUGUGUUCAAUGCAGCAGAGGAGCGUUUGGAGUUGUGUGUGGAUGCAGCAGGCCACUUUCCUGUGGGCCCUGAUGUAGAGGACCUUAUCCAGGAGGCCCUUUCCCAGCUCUGCUCUGAGACCUCAUCUCGCAGCCGUGAGGGAAGCCCCGCCCACAGCCUUAAACUAGGCAGUGGUGGGGUAGUGCGCAAGAAGGAGCAGACCGUCACUGCUUUCCAGGGCAAAGGUCACUCACUGGGGUCUACUCCUCUUGAGCAUCGACCAAUCAGGCGGCAACACAGCAGUGGCGUGGACCUGAGUGGCAGCGUUCGUGGAGAAGGGCUGGCAUUGUCAGGAGAAGAGCUUGUGCGUGUGGCUCCAGGCAUGCUCACCCUGCGUGAGGGGCGUGGUGGGGUGGAGCUAGAGCCAGCAGCAAUCGAAGCUCAGAGGCGUCGUCUGCAGGAGAUGGUGUCAAACAUACAGGCCUCUAUGGACAAACACCUACGGCAGCAGACCACAGUUGCUGCCAGUAGCACUGCAACUACUAAGCAAGAUGGGAAGAAGGUGGAGCCGGAUGAGCAGGAAGAGAUGGAGAGCCAGGGGGCGGAGCUUCCAAGCACCUCUGAGCCCAUGGACCAGUCCUGAUGAAGUGUCAUCUGUUUCCCACACACAUGGCUUUCUGAUUUAUGUAACGCACACAUACAUAGAAAUGUUGUUCACGCACACGUCCUACUAACCGAAAAACAGUACAGUCUGUUUACUGCUUUGUGUGUGUGUGUGUGUGUGUGUUUGUUGAAUGCAUUCCUGAAUUGCUGUUGAGUCUUAAAAGGCUUUGGAGAUGAGCAAAAGAGCUGGUUAAAAAAAUCGUUCCAUUCUAUUUAUACAUGCUUCACAUACAUGCUUUACACAUGCUUCAGUGCAGAACACACUAACCAGGCUUACAUGAAUGUGUGUUAACCAAUCUAAGUGCGUCUGAAGCCUCCUGUAGCAAUUUAUACAUACUUCUAAAGGAAACUCAUAAACAUGCCUCCACCUUCGUUAGCUGAUGUCAAAGUAGUAUUUGUGUUAGCAUGGUGAGGUUGAAAGGAGUCUGUCUUAAUCUGGUACGGAGGCAGAAUUCAGAAGGCACUCAGAAUAGUACUGAUUAUUAAGAGGUAUGUGUUUUGCCCAGUGAUAUUAAGUAUUCUUAAAAGUAGGAUUUGGUGUAUGUUCCUGUUGGCUGGUUUUGGAUUAAAUUUAGCACAGUAAGUGGAAACUUUUUACUGGAGAUUCCCACUUCUCUCAUUUUACUCUGUGGCAAAACUGGAUUUGUGUGUAUGGAAUUAAAAAAAAUAGAAAACAAACAAAAAUAUAUAUGGGACAAACCAAAUACCUAAGGAAUUCAUAUUUAAUUUCAUUUACAAUGCCAUUUUUUUGUUCAUUUUUACUUUAAUAUGCUUAUGCAGCCCAGAGAAGCUAAUACUAUGGAGAAGAUCUAGUAAUCUUGAAGAUGAAGGAAAUUAGAUGUUUUAGGUUUGACUGAAUGGUUAAGACUGGUAAUGCUUGUGCAAUAAAAUACAGCUUUUAAAUUUGUGCUUAAUGUGUAAAGGAGCAGCUGCAAAGGUUUGCUAAUAGGCAGGUGUUUUGCCAUGGCUAGAUUCCUGAUCUUCUGGUGUUCCAAACACCCCCCCUCCCCCCUCUAUCUGAUCUGCCUUCUAUCCUGAUAAGUUAAACCUUAAUGACUUUCAGUUGUUUUUAAAGGUUGAUUUAAGAAUCGGUCUGCUGUGUGUGGCAUGGAGAAGGGCUGGCUGGGAUGAACUGAACAUAGUUGUGUUUGAUUAGGAUGCAUCUAAAGUUAAGGGGGGUUUGUUUACAUUUGCCAGUGGCAUGGUGGUCCUUAUACAUGCUGUCAUUGCUCAUAUACAUACACACCCACACAGCCUUAACAGUCAAUGUGGUUUACCUACAACCUACACUACACAUUGUUAAAUGCAUCCCCUGUCCCUGCUCCACAUUUUUUCUUAAGUAGUGUGUUAUUCAAGUUCCCUUUAACAUGGUGUGUACCAUUGCUUUUUAACCCUUUUUCCACUCCACAGGAUUGGGGUAACUGCAGAAUAGAAGUGGCCUAGGAACCAGACCCAGAUUUAACAAAUUUAAGUAUUAGAUAUGGCUAGCUUGGUAGAAAAAAUGAAAAAGGACUCUUUUCAUGCUUGAUGGCUUUCCACUGUAAGCAGACUAGCUCUCAGAACAAAUAACAAUAAUAAUCCCCAUUAGACUGGGAAGAAUAGUUAGAAUGUUUACUAGCACUGUUCUUGAACAUUGGUAAUGAUCAGCAUUAAGAAUGAUUCAAAAGAAAUAAUUUAUUUCAGGUGGACACAAACAGUUUGUUUCUCUCUGACUGUUGGCAUGGUGGCCUGUAAGUUGUGUAUUAUAAUAGUAUAUAUUGUACUAUACUUUAUCCUGUACAUAUAUUGUUUUUUUUUUUGGUUUGUUCCUCCUUGGUUUGCCAAUAAAGUGGUUUAAAGAGCCCACACAGCUGAAGUGUUUGCAGUUUGCAUGUGCAAUGAAUUUUCAGCAUAACAAAAUAAAGUUAAUGCCUCUCUGCAAAA
This is a messenger RNA of Pygocentrus nattereri (red-bellied piranha), 5327 nucleotides long. It is a transcript of the gene vcpip1, whose product is annotated as valosin containing protein (p97)/p47 complex interacting protein 1. The transcript is spliced from 3 exons. Gene Ontology annotation, biological process: protein ubiquitination; protein K48-linked deubiquitination; Golgi reassembly. The coding region runs from base 1 to 3384 and encodes 1127 amino acids. The record is from RefSeq and is a predicted model, not a curated record. Lineage: Eukaryota; Metazoa; Chordata; Actinopteri; Characiformes; Serrasalmidae. Gene Ontology annotation, molecular function: cysteine-type deubiquitinase activity.